CAACAACUUGCGAUGUUAAACUGGAAAUCUUCCGAUUCAUACGCUUCUACUGUUGAAAAAGUCGGAGCUCCGUGUUCCGAUUAGUUACCAUUCAUUUGGCGGCGAAACCAACUGCAAAACGCUACUCUUCUUCUCUCUCAUUCUGAUGAACUAAGACGAUGAUAUACUGUAAUCCAUAAGCCAUGACGACGAAGACGCCGUCAAGGUCGCUGAUUCUUCGGGCCGCCCCGUUCUUCGCCUCCCGGAUCCGCCAAAACUACAGGAUUCUUAGUUCUACAACUUUUUCAUCCUCUGCUCUACCGGAGCAGCAGCCGGAAUUCACACCCCGGAAUGAUUCCGUUUUCAUGACUGAGAAUUGCGUCCGGAGAAUGAAGGAGCUGCAAGUCAGUGAACCCAAGGAAAAGAUGCUUCGCUUAAGCAUUGAAGCUGGUGGCUGCUCUGGGUUUCAGUAUGAAUUCUCUCUAGAUGACAAGGCCAAUGUAGAUGAUAGAAUUUUUGAGCAGGAUGGAGUUAAAUUGGUGGUUGAUAAUAUUUCAUUUGAUUUUGUCAAAGGUGCAACUGUUGAUUAUGUAGAGGAGCUGAUCCGUUCUGCUUUUCAGGUAUCUACAAAUCCAAGUGCAGUGGGUGGGUGUAGCUGCAAGAGUUCCUUUAUGGUGAAACAGUAAUAUGUCACAGACAAAGUGCUCGUCAGCAUCCGUUUCAUAGAUUGCCUGUUGUCUAUUGGUAUAAAAAUUCAUCGGAGGUUAGUUUGUUGUAUACUCGUAUACUGUAUGAACUGCAUUGAGACCACAAACAUGGAUAAAAAAGAGGCUCGAGAAAAAGAAUUCCAUUUUUUUUUUCAUUUUGAUGUUGAUUAUAAAUGAUAAAAGUAGGAAUUC
Messenger RNA from Ipomoea nil (Japanese morning glory), 878 nucleotides. RefSeq names its product iron-sulfur assembly protein IscA-like 2, mitochondrial. Gene Ontology annotation, cellular component: mitochondrion. Gene Ontology annotation, molecular function: 2 iron, 2 sulfur cluster binding; iron ion binding; 4 iron, 4 sulfur cluster binding. Lineage: Eukaryota; Viridiplantae; Streptophyta; Magnoliopsida; Solanales; Convolvulaceae. The record is from RefSeq and is a predicted model, not a curated record. Bases 183 to 665 code for a protein of 160 amino acids. The transcript has 4 exons. Gene Ontology annotation, biological process: iron-sulfur cluster assembly.